UUCAAGAAAAACACCCACGGCAAACGACCAAUUUUUUGGGAGGCUACUUUCCACUGUUUUACUCCCUUGUGUAAAAAGUAUUCAUCGAAAGUAAAAGGAGACUUUUUUUCAGCAGCGUUGAUAGAACGACUACACGAAAAAUUAGUAAUUUCAUAAAACUCUUGCUCAGGCUGACUUUUAACAAUACUUCCCUUCAACAAAUAUUUUAUUUAAAACUAAAACACCUGUCGAUCCAAUGAAUAUUUUAAUCCUGCCACCCGAGGCGAAAUAAAUUGCCCAGCCAAUAUGUGUUUUAAGAUAAACUUGUAGUUGAUCUAGAGUUAACUUGCCUCUUCCAAGUUUUAGAGAGGUAUGAUUACACUUCAUUUCUACUUUUUAUUCUCCUCAAUUAAUAUGUCAAGUUUUAAAGAAUCUUUAUGUCAUAAACCACAGAUAAGAGGUACGUUUGUAAUUAUGCUGCAGGUAGGAUUACGAAACCUCGUUUUAAUUUCCUAUAAUACUUGUCUGUCUCCGCAGCACGAACAUUGUAAAGGCAAACCCCUUGAGUAAUAAAUAUAAUUUUUUUUCGACUAACUUUCGUUAACAUUUUUUCGUUGUUGUUUUUUUUGGUGGUAACAAAAGCCUUUGAAAGAAAUUUCCAUUCUUUUUAUUAUAAUUAUUCCUAAACGACUACUCAAAGUUUUCUUUUUUCUCCCGCCUACUAACUUUCUAGUGUUUAUUCCCUAUAAAAACAACAUUGCCUUCGAUAACCAACCAUUAUUCUGUUGCACUGCGUGGGAUUCGACUUACAAACGAUUUGCAGAUGCUACAGUUUGGCGCCAUAAAGAUUUUGCAUUGAUAAUUUCCAUCAUUUGGGAGAAUCGUCAUCUGUUCAAUUAUAAAUAUCAAAUCUCUAAUCAACUUUCAAAAUAAAAACCUGUCUUGCGUCGUAUCGAUGUCAUUUGUCUUCAGUUUUUCUCAUGAAACCAAUUUCUUGCUUAGAGAAAAAACUAUAUGAUAUGAACACGACAAGCAAGCAAAAUUCUACUUUGGAUGACGACUGUUCUGGUGCACUAAAAAAUGCUGAAAUCGUAAUUUUGUCAGCGAUGAACAGUGUGUUGGCGCUUAUCUCCGUUGUUGGAAAUGCACUCAUUUUGGCAGCCCUUUACAGAGUUCAAAGCCAGAGGACCCCUUCAAAUGCGUUCGUUGCUUCUAUGGGAGUCGCAGACUUCUCCGUAGGUCUGUUUAUGAACCCGCUCUGGGUUGCAAAGAGUGUCUUGAACAUCUGGAAAAGUGACAACCAUCUUUCGACAGCCAUUGAAGUUUUGACGAUGCAGACAAUUGUAGCCACUACCUUCAGCUUAUGCGCAGUGAGCGUGGAUCGCUAUAUAGCAGUGACUAAAAUGCGUUAUAUCGAGAUUAUGAGUUGGAAACGCAUCCGAAUCAUAAUCCUUCUCAUCUGGACCUUUUCCAUACUGUUUGCGUGUUUCCGUCUCCUUAUUACAGAUCCCCUUCAGCUACCAAAGCUGUGGCUGGCCGCUACAGUAAUCACUGUCGUAGCGCCUUUAACACUCAUCUCCAUCUGUUAUUAUCAUAUCUUUAAAGCAGCUCGCUUUCAAAUUAGAAAAAUUUCAGCCUCUGAAGAAACUAGGAUUAGUGUCGAUCAAGCUCUCAUGCAGCUUAAGCACCGUAAGGCAGCUUUAACAAUAGGAAUUGUUGUUGGCGUUUUCACAAUUUGUUGGACCCCAAGUUUGGUGAUCUCUCUCGUUCAGUUCUUUACUGUUAAUAAUUGCCAGAAGCUUAUGAUAAAUGGCUACUGGUUUUGGGGAGCGCUGGCAGAGUUUAGCAACUCGGCUCUUAAUCCUUUCAUAUAUUGCAUGAGAAGCAGAGACUUCAGGAAGGCUGUAAAGAAGGUGAUUGGUGAUUGUGUCUACUAACUGUAAUUUUCACCGAUAAUGAGCUUUGAAAUAACUAGACAAGUACGCAGUUUCGAUGCGAAGGCUGCUGAGUAAAGGAUAAUUUGCAUUAAGAAUUUGUCACUUAGAGGUUUAAAAUCGAAGUUUUUACGACUUUUCCGCUUAGGCCGGUAAGUAUCAAAACCUCCUUUGAUACCAUCAAUAUUGACGAACGAUAUUCGCGCGAAAAGCCUCACUAAGAUCAAUUUUAUUAGUUAAAAUUUCAGGUGAAAAACUUUUAUAGCCAAAAUAUGUUUUACAUCAAGUAUAAUUGAACGAAACAACAAAUACGUUAGCAUAAUUAUAAAGACUAUCUGAAACUCCAAACAAUGUUCCCAAUAUAUAAAUUUUAAAAGAUAGCUUGGUUUUUUAUGUCAAUAUGAUGAAUUAUUCACUCAGCACUUUGUGUAAAAAGUGUAUCUCCCUUCAAAUACGCCCCACAUCUAAGCCAAGAUCUUUUUUAUCUAUAAUUUAUUGCAAAAUGUAACUGUCAAAAGAACAAAGAAAAAAGACUGGCAAACAUUA
Pocillopora damicornis (cauliflower coral) is the source of this 2459-nucleotide messenger RNA. Its product is annotated as beta-1 adrenergic receptor. Gene Ontology annotation, molecular function: G protein-coupled receptor activity. Lineage: Eukaryota; Metazoa; Cnidaria; Anthozoa; Scleractinia; Pocilloporidae. Gene Ontology annotation, cellular component: membrane. Gene Ontology annotation, biological process: G protein-coupled receptor signaling pathway. The record is from RefSeq and is a predicted model, not a curated record.